Messenger RNA from Opisthorchis viverrini, 3234 nucleotides. RefSeq lists its product as hypothetical. Gene Ontology annotation, biological process: adenylate cyclase-activating G protein-coupled receptor signaling pathway; cyclic nucleotide biosynthetic process; intracellular signal transduction. The record is from RefSeq and is a predicted model, not a curated record. Bases 1 to 3234 code for a protein of 1077 amino acids. The transcript has a single exon. Lineage: Eukaryota; Metazoa; Platyhelminthes; Trematoda; Opisthorchiida; Opisthorchiidae. Gene Ontology annotation, molecular function: adenylate cyclase activity.
AUGGAAGUCCAAUCCAGCUUUCUGACCGAUUAUUUCAAUCAACUCUGGUUGUACCGAACCAAACGACAAUUUCGUGUCGCUCUCAAAUUCUUCAUCACUUCCUGCGUGUUUUUGGUCCUCGAACCGGGAUUGCUAUGUCCGAUCGAUAAACAAGCUACAAACUACUAUCUUUACCUGUUAUUUGGGUUCUAUAUUUUUAUCUAUUUGGCCACCUUUCGGACGUGGACUCACACAAUCUACACGUAUAUGGGGUUAGCCACAGGUAUAAUCAAUCUGAGCAUACACUUUGUGCUGCGAUGCUACAGUGCGUCCGGGAACCAUGUGCCCGUUUCCCUUCUGUUUACAGGAAUAUUGGCACUUUUUGUUGUGCUUCCAAUCUGUCUGGAACUCGUAUUAUCUCUCACGUUAUUGUACUUUGUCGUCCUUGGACAGUUAAAUCAAAUGUACGAGCGAUCGUUGAGGUCGCGAAACAUCUCGUCCAUAGAUGGUCCACUAAGGGUGGAGAAUUUGCCCACAUGGUUCACGUUCGAUCUGAGUCGUGUGAUACACAUGUAUCAUCUUGGUGCGAAUCGUUCGAACAAGGUAGUUUACAUGCGAUGUUUUUUGUGGGUAUUGGUUAUAUUCAUCGGUUUGUAUGCACGAUUUUGGAACACGUUACGAAAACGAUUUGCCUUUUUGAAACUCGGCACGAGCGUCCAAGCAAGGUGUCAAACGAACCGGGCGCAUGAGGGGAGUUCCCACUGGAUAGAGACCAUUAUGCCGAAACACGUGAGUGCGGAAUACCAACGAUUGCGCCGACUCCACGAACAUCACGACGUGUCCGAGUGGUUCUACAUGCAAACAUUCGAUUGCAUCUCGAUCAUGUUUGCCGAUAUUGUUGGGUUUACCAAUAUGAGUUCGAAGUUGACCGCACUUCAAAUUGUCGUCAUACUGGGCGACUUGAUCAAACAAUUUGACGAGGUGUGUGAAUCCACACGUUGUGAGAAGUUGGGCACGUUGGGCGAUUGCUAUUAUUGUAUGGCUGGUGGACAAGACCCGAAUCAACCGCAUGCCAUGUGUUGCAUCGAGAUGGGUUUGGCUUUGUGUGAAAUUUUGCGCCGAUUCAACGAAGAAAGCCAACAGUCGGUCAACAUGCGCGUGGGCAUUCAUACGGGGAUUGGGCAUGCGGCCAUCUUGGGCUGUGAUCGCUUCCGGUACGAUGUCUACUCGUACGAUGUCCGUAUUGCCAAUGAGCUGGAGUCAACCGGUCGACCUGGUUUUAUCCAUAUCAGUCAGUCCACUUACGAAGAGGUGAAGGAUAUGUAUGUGGUCGUCCCCGGUCCCGAUUUGGUUGUGGACAAACGUGAGCAUUCGUUUUUGUUCGAACAGACUGCCGCCAAGGUCAACAUACCGACCUACUUUAUUCAGGCUCGAGAAAAUCGUGUGUCCAGAACCAGCAGUGUGUACGAAAAGUACGCACAGUCAAGGAGACGGACACACCGUCAAGUUGCGAGUGACCAAUCGGAACCGAGUGCACUCAACUGGAGUUCCAUCAGUUCAAACGAAACCACUGAUCAUUCAAGUUCCAGUUCGGAAUCGGACAUUCUGGAUCCCGGCGUCGAAUGGCUUGAGUUCGAACUAUCCCCGGAGGCGUUGGCAGACAUCAAACUAAGUCAUCAGACCAGCGCGAUGCAUUUGCGUCGUGAUAUCGAACUGAUCCAGGAUUUACGAACCGACCCGGCCAAACAGCAUUUGCUGUUCCAAGCACCCCCAUUGGACGGGGUACUUUUGCGCUUCCUCAAUAUGGAAAUCGAAUGGCACUAUCAGAUACAAAAACGGUUCCGCAUUGGUCCGACUUUCGUGGACUCGGAAAAAUUGGCUCAAGUGAUGGAUGCUUUUGUGUUCUUUCUCAUCAAUCUAAUGAUGUCCACCUUCGGCAUGUUGGUUGUCCCGAAAUUCGGACUGGCCUUCUUCUAUGUGAUCACAUUCGCUCUCUCCUGCUUCCUUCUGUUCACAGCAAUUUUCACCGGUACAACCUAUCCAGACCGAAUCAAAUCGAAAUGGUUACGCAAAUAUUAUCAGCUGUGUACCAGACAAAUUGUCUACGAACUGCUCACAGGUCUGUUCACGUGCUUGCCCACUUUGAUCAUUCUGAUCUAUCGUCACACGUUUUUCACGUUGGAGCGACCGGAAAUUCGAAUGUGGUGUUUCAGUUCGUUCAAUCUCGUCGCUUUGAUUGUUCACUGUAUUCCGUCUUCAUCGGCCUCCUGGGCAAGAUGUACGUGCUGUGUGUUCAGCUACUUUGUCCUGCUCGUGCACCAAUUCGUCCACAUCACUGGCACGCAAAACCUUCCACUAUGUCUGCACAAAAUCAUACUGUUCAACGGACUACCUCUGGACCGGUGGUCGUACGUGCAACAGUUUGAACAAUUUCUCUGUUUUUUCCUAGUGAUGCAACUCACACGUGAGACCGAACGGAUUUGCAAGCUUUGUUUUUUCGUACACCGUGAGGCUCAAAUCGAGAGUGAGGCGGCCGAAAAGGCAAUGUCUGAGGCUAACGAGCUCCUGUUCAACAUUGUUCCAGCCUAUGUGUUUGAGGAACUUCGCGAAGGCGGUAAAGAUGAUCUAUUCAACCCACAGGUCACACUACACUAUGCGGUCGCUCAUCCAAUGGUCGGUGUCGCUUUCGUGUCCGUCGCCAAUUUUUUCUCACAAAUCUAUCGCGAGGAUUUGGGAGGCGCAGAACGCUCGCUACAUUUGUUACACACAAUUAUUUGCACGUUUGACAAACUACUGAGACAUCCGGAUGCAAAACACGUGGAAAAGAUCAAAUCAAUGAACGAAAACUACAUGGUUGCGUCGGGGUUGAACCGCAAAGAAAUAGAGCAGAAUGCGGACAAAAUGCGUCAUUUGUGCACUCUGAUGACCUACUGUUUCAUGCUUCGUAAGGCGCUGUUCGAAAUCCGUGUUUAUGACCGGAAGGAGAUGGGAUUUCUGCGAGCCAAGAUCGGUUACAAUAUUGGACCGGUGACGGCGGGUAUUAUCGGAACCACCAAGCUGCACUACGAUAUUUGGGGAGACACGGUCAAUGUGGCAAGUCGAAUGUGUUACACCGGAGUCCCCGGGCCGAUUCAAGUAUCAGAAGAUGUGAAAAACAUGUUGAAAGAUCGAUUUCAUUUUGUCUAUCGAGGGGAGUUUUUCGUCAAAGGCAAAGGUAUGAUGAGAACGUAUAUAUGUGAGGAAGGAGAAACCUAG